UAGAUCUGUCACAACUACAGGCAUUAGAAAAUGAGAAGCUCCAAACCCAAGUGUGUCUCUUCUCUUUUCCUGUUCUUCCUAUGCUUCCAUCUCCUUCUUCACCUUUCACAAGCUCAAGAGCCAUCAACUGAAGGCUAUACCUGCUCAAUCAAUGAGACCACCACCAAUCCAUGCCAAGCCUAUGCCUAUUACAGAGCCACGGCUCCUAACUUUCUUGACCUGGCCUCCAUAGCUGACCUCUUCUCAGUUAGCCGCCUCAUGAUCUCCAAACCCAGCAACAUCUCUUCCCCAACUUCACCUCUGAUCCAAGACCAACCCCUGUUUGUUCCUCUAUCUUGUUCCUGCAACUCAGUCAACACCAGCAUGACCAUCUCCUAUGCCAAUCUCUCAUACACAAUCAAUAAAGAUGACACAUUUUACCGAGUCUCCACCUACAGCUUCCUAAACCUCACAACCUACCAAUCUGUGGAGCUUGUGAACCCUACUCUUGUAGCCACCAACCUUACAAUUGGGGUAACUGCAUAUUUCCCAAUCUUUUGCAAGUGCCCCACCAAAACCCAGUCGCAAAACAACGUCAGUUAUCUAGUCUCCUAUGUGUUCCAACCUUCUGAUAACUUGUCUACAGUUGCUUCAAGGUUUGGGGUCCAAACAGACUCUAUAGUUGAAGUUAAUGGCAAUAAUACUCAGCCUUUUGAUACCAUUUUCAUUCCAGUGACUCAGCUUCCUGAGCUAUCACAACCUACUGUUGUUCCUUCACCUCCUUCAAAUAAGACUGAGAGGAAAGGAGUGAUUACAGGGUUGGCAGUUGGGUUGGGGAUUACUGGGUUUUUGCUGAUCUUGGCUGUGGGAGUUUUGAUUUUUGGAGGUGGGUUGGUGAAGAAGAGGAGAGGUAUAAGAGGAGAUGAAGAGAGGAAUCUGAAUCUAUAUAAGAAUGAGAAGGGAGAUAAGAGGGCGAAGGAAAUGGAAGUGAGUUUGAUGGCUGAUGUUUCAGAUUGCUUGGACAAGUACAGAGUGUUUGGUAUAGAAGAACUCAGAGAAGCUACUAAUGGGUUUGGAGAGAAUUGCUUGAUUGAAGGGUCUGUUUACAAAGGAAAUAUUAAUGGGGAGGUCUAUGCCAUCAAGAAGAUGAAGUGGAACGCCUGUGAGGAGCUCAAGAUCUUACAGAAGGUAAACCAUGGCAAUUUGGUGAAGCUAGAAGGCUUCUGCAUAGACCCAGAGGAUGCAAAUUGCUAUCUAGUUUAUGAGUAUGUCGAAAAUGGCUCUCUCUAUUCAUGGCUGCAUGAAAACCCGAAUGAAAAGUUAAGUUGGAAGACAAGGCUGCAUAUUGCUGCUGAUGUCGCAAAUGGUCUGCAAUAUAUUCAUGAGCACACUAGGCCAAGGGUCGUGCACAAAGACAUAAAGAGCAGUAAUAUUCUCUUGGACUCCAACAUGAGAGCCAAAAUAGCCAAUUUCGGGCUUGCAAAGUCUGGUUGCAAUGCCAUAACAAUGCACAUUGUUGGAACUCAAGGUUAUAUUGCCCCCGAGUAUCUAACUGAUGGGGUGGUGUCAACAAAAAUGGAUGUGUUCUCCUUUGGGGUAGUUUUGCUAGAGCUUCUUUCAGGGAAGGAGGCCAUUGAUGAAGCUGGAAAUAUUCUGUGGGCUAGCGCCGGUAGGAUUUUGGAGGGAAGUGAGGAACAGAAGGCAGAGAAACUAAAGCAGUGGGUGGACAAGGAGCUUUUCCUUGAGUCAUGCUCAAUGGAGAGCAUAGUGAAUGUUGCGACUGUUGCCAUUGCCUGUUUGCAUAAAGAUCCUUCUAAAAGGCCAAGUAUGGUGGACAUUGUUUAUGCCUUGUGUAAGAGCGAUGAAUUGUUUUUCGAUAUCUCAGACGAUGGAUCAUCAGCUCCCCCAGUAAGAGCACGGUAAGUUUAGGUUCUCAUUUUCUAUUUGAUUCAGAUGAAGGGAAGACAAAAAAUCAAAUUCUUGCACAGGAUAUGAGACCAAGGGACUAUUUGGUUUUACUAGUUGAGGCGAUGUACAAGAAUAAAGUGAGCAAUAAAAGUUUGAGAAUAUUAUCAUUA
Rosa rugosa (rugosa rose) is the source of this 2057-nucleotide messenger RNA. RefSeq names its product serine/threonine receptor-like kinase NFP. The record is from RefSeq and is a predicted model, not a curated record. Bases 31 to 1902 code for a protein of 623 amino acids. Lineage: Eukaryota; Viridiplantae; Streptophyta; Magnoliopsida; Rosales; Rosaceae. Gene Ontology annotation, molecular function: protein kinase activity; ATP binding. Gene Ontology annotation, biological process: protein phosphorylation. The transcript has 2 exons.